Messenger RNA from Trichomonas vaginalis G3, 569 nucleotides. Its product is annotated as MULE transposase domain-containing protein. The record is from RefSeq and is a predicted model, not a curated record. NCBI's taxonomy places the organism in Eukaryota, Parabasalia, Trichomonadida, Trichomonadidae. The annotation marks the transcript as partial. The transcript has a single exon.
AUGCAAACACAAGCUUUUUGCGGAAUAAUUCAAAUUGAUGGAACGUUUUUAUUUUGUAUUAAAAAAGGAAACUUACUCAUUAUUGGUACACCUGCACCAAAUAAUAGACUUAUCCCUAUUGCAUUUGCAUGGUCUGUUAGUGAAAAUACGAUAACAAUUAAGGAUAUGCUCACUAAAUUGAAAUCUUUUAUUCCACCAAGCAGAUUCAAGAAUAUUUAUUCCGAUCAAGGUCCGGCAAUUAUAGCUGCUGUUAGAGAAUCAGGCUUUUCUUGCGAUCAUAAAUUUUGCUUACGUCAUUUUGCAACAAAAAGGGAAUACAUCAAUGUCUAUUCCGAAAUUGUUGAAGUCGCUUACGCAGACCAUCCUCAAAAACGAAUUGACUUGAUUAAAAAGUUAGAAACUCGUUUACAAGAGGAAUAUCCAAACCGCGAAAAUAAUCAGGAUCUCUUUAAGUACUUAGAUAGUAUUAACCCAUUUGAAGGAUUCGCUGACUACACCGCUGGCAUACUCACAACAUCUCUUAUUGAAUCCCUUAAUGCCGAAAUUAAAGAUAAAUGGGAUACAUAUGA